CGCAGAUAUUUUUGGUUUCGUUCUCUCAAGCAAGCGCUUUUUUAUCUCUCCCUCGACGACGAAAAUUAGGGUUCCUGAUCUUCAACUAUUGUUGCGACUUUUCAGAAUUUGUUGUACUUUGGAGUGGAUUGGCAAGCUUUUUAGUUGCAUUCGUGAAAGGGUCUCCGACUAUGCGAACUUCCUGGGCAGAUUUGGCCGCAAGUCCGGCUGCUGAGAACGUAGCUGCUGGUUCUUCUGCCAACAAUUGUAGUGCUGGAACUACUUCAGCACCUGGCCGAUCGGCCUAUGUUCCACCACAUCUUCGGAAUCGCCCUGCCUCUUCCGACCCGCCUGCUGCAGCAAAUAGUGGGCCUGCUGUGGGAAACGAUCGAUCUGGUCAUGUAGGGUCCCGCUGGCCUGGUCCAAAGAACGAUUAUAAUCGUUCUGGUUAUGGUGGUGGCAGUCGUGGAGGUGGAUGGGGAAGUAGAGGAGGUGGAUGGGAUCGUGGGAGGGGGGACCGUGAAAUGAACCCAUUUGAAGAUGAGGACGAUACGGAGCAAGCAUUUGGAGAGCAAGAAAAUACUGGUAUAAAUUUUGAUGCUUAUGAAGAUAUUCCUGUGGAAACAAGUGGUGAAAAUGUACCACCUCCGGUGAAUACAUUUGCUGAAAUUGACUUGGGUGAAGCACUUAAUCACAAUAUUCGGCGGUGUAAGUAUGUAAAACCAACUCCCGUCCAGAGGCAUGCUAUUCCUAUCUCCCUUGCAGGGAGAGACUUGAUGGCUUGUGCUCAGACUGGAUCCGGAAAGACUGCUGCCUUUUGUUUCCCCAUUAUCAGUGGCAUAAUGAAGGGCCAAAGUGUGCAGAGACCAGCUCGAGGUGCACGCACAGUGUACCCACUUGCACUUAUUCUCUCCCCAACUAGGGAGCUUUCAAUGCAAAUACAUGAAGAAGCAAGGAAAUUCUCUUAUCAAACAAGUGUUAGAGUGGUGGUUGCUUAUGGGGGUGCACCAAUCAACCAACAGCUACGUGAACUAGAAAGAGGUGUCGAUAUUCUUGUUGCAACACCGGGAAGAUUGGUAGAUUUGCUUGAAAGGGCAAAAGUUUCACUGCAGAUGAUAAGAUACUUGGCCCUUGAUGAAGCAGAUCGCAUGUUAGAUAUGGGAUUUGAGCCUCAAAUUAGGAAAAUAGUAGAGCAAAUGGACAUGCCUCCACCUGGUGUAAGGCAGACUAUGCUGUUCAGUGCGACUUUUCCAAGGGAAAUUCAGAGACUAGCCUCUGAUUUUCUUUCAAGUUACAUUUUUCUGGCUGUGGGAAGAGUGGGUUCAAGUACUGAUCUAAUUGCUCAAAGAGUUGAAUUUGUUCAUGAAUCUGAUAAGAGAAGUCAUUUAUUGGACCUUCUUCAUGCUCAAAGGGCUAAUGGUGUGCAAGGCAAGCAAUCUCUUACUUUGGUUUUUGUGGAGACAAAGAAGGGAGCUGAUGCUCUUGAAAAUUGGUUAUGUCAUAAUGGUUUUCCUGCCACUACUAUUCAUGGUGAUAGAACACAACAGGAAAGAGAACACGCAUUACGAUCCUUUAGAAGUGGGAACACACCAAUUUUGGUGGCAACUGAUGUAGCUGCCCGUGGGCUUGAUAUUCCUCAUGUUGCACAUGUAGUGAACUUCGAUCUCCCCAAUGACAUUGAUGAUUAUGUUCAUAGAAUUGGACGAACGGGGAGAGCUGGGAAGACUGGUGUAGCAACUGCCUUUUUUAACGAGAACAAUUCAUCCAUAGCAAGGUCCUUGGCUGAACUUAUGCAAGAAUCUAAUCAAGAAGUUCCUGAUUGGCUAUCACGAUUUGCAGCCAGGUCUUCGUACAGUGGAGGUAGAAACCGUCGUUCUGGGGGAGGCCGAUUUGGUAGCCGUGACUAUCGAAGGGAUUCCACUUUCAACAGAGGUGGUUCUGAUUAUCAUAGUGGAGGCAACACCAGUAGUGGUGGGGGUUAUGGUGGUGGUGUUCCCGGUGGAUAUGGAGGAUACGGUGGUUCAGGGGUGACUAGUGCAUGGGACUAACAUGUACGCUUUAAAAUUAUUUACAGUGUUUAGGUGAUGGGUAGAGGAACCCGUUUCUGCCUGAAUAGAGUAUUGUUUUUUUUUU
Cucurbita moschata (crookneck pumpkin) is the source of this 2112-nucleotide messenger RNA. RefSeq names its product DEAD-box ATP-dependent RNA helicase 37-like. The record is from RefSeq and is a predicted model, not a curated record. The transcript has 7 exons. Gene Ontology annotation, cellular component: nucleus. Bases 171 to 2027 code for a protein of 618 amino acids. Gene Ontology annotation, molecular function: RNA helicase activity; ATP binding; RNA binding. NCBI's taxonomy places the organism in Eukaryota, Viridiplantae, Streptophyta, Magnoliopsida, Cucurbitales, Cucurbitaceae.